Molecule: messenger RNA, 1782 nt
Organism: Tuber melanosporum (Perigord truffle)
Lineage: Eukaryota; Fungi; Ascomycota; Pezizomycetes; Pezizales; Tuberaceae
Exons: 11
Coding region: 1-1782 (593 amino acids)
Cellular component (GO): nucleus
Molecular function (GO): RNA helicase activity; RNA binding; ATP binding
Source: RefSeq, a predicted model, not a curated record
AUGACUACUCAAGAGGAUCCAAACACUGUGGCAAGUUUGUCUAACGACAUCAACGCUAUGGUGGCCGCUGUUCAGAGCACUGCUCUGGGUGAUAAAUAUGUUGUUGGGGAGGGCGCUCAGGAGAGCACCCCACCUGUUCCUGUUGUUGGGCCUCGUGUUGGCAAGUGGAUCGAACGUGAGACAACCAAUUACGAAACCUACGUUACCCCUGUACAAGAUCCUGAGGGCCCUAGGGGGAUUCCUGUCGGUGAAUGGGGUGCUUCAGGUGCUCGUUAUGAAUGGAAGGAGGAGUAUGGUGAUGUUGCACCUGCUGACGAGGUACUUGAACGUAUGCUCUUUGGAGAGCCUGGUGUUUCUGAGCGUGCAGGUGCCGGACUACAAUUUGAUAAGUAUGGUUUUUUUUCUCCAAAUCUUCCAGUUGUUUGUGAAAUGUCGAUUUUCGACGAAGCUCCUCUCCAUCCGGUAAUGAAGGGGAAUAUCAAACUAGCUGGAUAUGAAAUCCCCACACCUAUCCAGAGAUAUUGUAUUCCGGCAAUUCUUGAAGGACAUGAUCUCUUGUCAUGCGCCCAAACUGGCUCUGGAAAGACGGCGGCUUUUUUGAUCCCUAUUUUAUCUAAGCUUAUGGGGAAGGCUAGUUCGCUUGCUGCCCCUCGCCCUGUGCCAGGCUCCACGGAGCCCUAUAUCGCGCAGCCUUUAGUUCUCGUUGUGGCGCCAACUCGUGAGCUUGCCACCCAGAUAUUUGACGAAUCCCGUCGGUUUUGCUAUAGAAGCAAAUUGAGGCCUUGCGUCGUUUACGGUGGCGCUGAUAGUGCUACCCAACGUAUGGAACUUAAGAAAGGAUGUGAUAUCCUUGUCGGCACACCAGGGCGCUUGGCCGAUUUCAUUGAACGGGGAAGAAUCUUGUCAUUGAGGCGCUUGAAAUUUGUUGUGAUCGAUGAAGCAGAUGAAAUGUUGGACAUGGGAUUUGAGCCCCAGAUUCGCAAACUUCUUCAGUCUUCUGGUAAUGCGAACGAGGAUGAUGACCAGCAAGUCUUGAUGUUCUCCGCCACUUUCCAAAAGGCUAUCCGUAAGUUGGCCAGAGAUUUCUUGUCUGAUGAUUUCGUUCACAUCAAAGUGGGCCGCAUCGGUAGCACUCAUGAAAAUAUUACUCAGAGGGUUCUGUGGGUCGACGAGCUGAGAAAAAAAGAGGCUAUAUAUGAUCUCUUGUGCACUGCGCCCCCCGCACGCACUCUUAUAUUCGUCAAUCAUAAGCGUGUUGCUGAUAGUUUAGAUGACUACUUGUACAACCUCAAGCUCCCGACUACCUCGAUCCAUGGUGACCGUACCCAACGCGAGCGUGAGGAUGCGAUCCUCGCGUUUCGCUCUGGGAAGUGUCCGAUUAUGAUUGCCACUGCUGUUGCGGCUCGUGGGUUGGAUAUAAAAAACGUGAUGCAUGUUAUAAACUACGACAUGGUCCAAAAUAUUGAUGAGUACAUUCAUCGUAUUGGACGCACGGCUCGUAUCGGCAAUCGUGGGCUCGCCACCUCGUUCUAUAAUAGCAGCAAUGAAGGCAUCGCUUCAGACCUGGUAAAGGUUCUUUUGGAGUCUUCUCAGGAGAUUCCCGAAUUCCUUGAGCCCUAUCGCCCAAUUGGCGAAGUAACCUUUGAAGAGGAGUCAGAAACCGAAAAAGGCGAAGAGCGGGGAGGAAAUGCCCAUGGUCAGAAUGGAGAUGCUAACGAUGGUGGGGAUUGGGGAAACGAAGGAGCUGGAACCAAUGGCGAAGUUGAUAUCUCUGGCUGGUAA